AUAAGAACGUCAAAACAUUUGGACUUGCAGCCACUCUAGCGCAUGUAACGUUAUUUUGACUAAAUAUGCUCAUCUGGAUAAUAUGCGCGGCGGUUUUCAUUGGACUUUUAAUUCGCAAUCCUUACUUUUUCCAAGAUGUCCACUUCUUGAUCACGUUGUUCAGAGUGAGGCUCCGUGUCUCCAGAUACAGGGAGAGAAAUUACUCAAUCUUAGACCGCUUUCUAGACGUUGUGAAGACGCAGCCUCAUAAGCCGUUCGUCCUGUUCAAAGAUGAAACGUACUCCUACCAAGACGCCGACAAACUCAGUAACAAAGUCGCCAGAGCGCUGCUGGACAGCGGCGCGGUUACGGAGGGCGAUACAGCCGCUCUCCUCGUGGGAAACGAGCCCGUCUUCCUCUGGCUGUGGCUGGGCUUGUUGAAGUUAGGAUGCCCCGUCGCGUUUCUCAACUACAACAUGAAGUCUCAGUCCUUGCUGCAUUGUUUCCACUGCAGUGGGGCAAAGGCACUGAUUGCAGCUGAGGAGUAUAAGGAUACUGUUGAGGAGAUCCUGCCACAUGUUUUGGAGCAGAGUGUCAGAGUUUUCAUCCUGGCUGACCAAUGUCAAACAUCUGGGAUGGAGAGCUUCAGAGACAAGGUCAACCAAGCCUCCACUGAGCCUCUACCAAGUGGAGUGAGGUCACAUUUUACCCUGUUGAGUCCAGCAGUUUACAUAUACACCUCAGGGACAACAGGGCUACCAAAGGCAGCGGUGAUGACCCACCUCAGGAUCAUGUCCAUGACUACUGGUCUGGCGCUAAUGGGAAUUACAUCCAGUGAUGUAAUCUAUACCACCCUCCCGCUUUACCACGCUGCUGGCUUCAUGGGAUUUACUGCAACCAUUGAAAGGGGUAUGACCUUUGUUCUAAGAAACAAGUUCUCUGCAUCUAACUUCUGGGAGGACUGCAGAAAGUUCAAUGUAACUGUCAUACAGUACAUAGGUGAGAUUAUGCGUUACCUCUGCAACACACCAAAGAAAGACAGUGAUCGAUGCCACAAAGUGAGACUUGCCAUGGGUAAUGGCAUCAGAGCAGAAGUUUGGAGGGAAUUCUUAAACAGGUUCGGAAACAUCCAAAUCAAAGAGUUCUACGGCGCGACAGAAGGGAAUCUAGCCAUACACAAUUAUGUCUGCAAGAUCGGUGCUGUUGGGCGAGUGAACUUUCUUCACAAGAAAGCCUUCCCUUACGCUGUGAUCAAGUAUGACCAUGCAAAAGAUGAGCCACUGAGGGAUUCGUCCGGUUUCUGCAUAGAGGCUGCUAAAGGUGAACCUGGCCUGAUGGUGAUUCAGAUAACACAGAGGGCUCCGUUUAUUGGCUAUGCAAGAGACCUGAAGCAGACUGAGAAGAAGAAGCUGCAUGAUGUCUUCAAGAAAGGAGACGUGUACUUCAACACCGGCGACAUGCUCUGUAUCAGCAAAGACAAUUUCAUCUACUUUCACGAUCGCAUUGGAGACACUUUCAGAUGGAAAGGGGAGAAUGUGGCCACAAAUGAGGUGUCUGAUGUAAUCAACGUGGCUGAUGGCAUCAAAGAAGCCAAUGUGUACGGAGUUCAUGUGCCAGGCCAUGAGGGGAAAGCAGGAAUGGCCGCUGUUUUGUUAAAAGAUGGAGAAAAGUUUGACUGCAUUGGUGUUUUCAAGCAUUUGGAGAAGUUCCUGCCAGCGUAUGCAAGGCCACGUUUCAUAAGGAUUCAGAAUUCCCUGGAGAUUACAGGCACAUUCAAAUACAUGAAGGUGAAGCUGGUGGAAGAGGGAUUCGACCCAAAUAAAAUAACAGAUCCGUUGUAUUUUCUAGAUGAAAGAGAAGGGAAGUACAUUCCACUUACCCAGGAAAUAUUUAGUUCUGUCAUAACAGGGAAGAUGAAACUUUAAAGAGGGUUUCUCAACUGUGGUGCAACAUCUGUCUGUGAUUUUCAAUGCAUUCUAGGAGUUACUUUGUAAUCCCUGCUUUCCCUCGAGUAAUGCUGCGUUUAGGUCAACUUUGAGCUUGGAAUUUCUGACUCGCAAAUUUCCAACCUGCAACAAAAUGGCGUUCAUGGUGUCAAUCAAAAAAAAAAAAAAUGAAUAAAAGGAAA
Molecule: messenger RNA, 2107 nt
Organism: Myripristis murdjan (pinecone soldierfish)
Lineage: Eukaryota; Metazoa; Chordata; Actinopteri; Holocentriformes; Holocentridae
Product: very long-chain acyl-CoA synthetase-like
Exons: 10
Coding region: 66-1904 (612 amino acids)
Biological process (GO): long-chain fatty acid import into cell; long-chain fatty acid metabolic process
Cellular component (GO): endoplasmic reticulum membrane; plasma membrane
Molecular function (GO): long-chain fatty acid-CoA ligase activity; long-chain fatty acid transmembrane transporter activity
Source: RefSeq, a predicted model, not a curated record